Daphnia magna is the source of this 2270-nucleotide messenger RNA. Its product is annotated as sequestosome-1. The transcript is spliced from 5 exons. Gene Ontology annotation, cellular component: aggresome; amphisome. The record is from RefSeq and is a predicted model, not a curated record. Gene Ontology annotation, biological process: mitophagy; endosome organization; aggrephagy. NCBI's taxonomy places the organism in Eukaryota, Metazoa, Arthropoda, Branchiopoda, Diplostraca, Daphniidae. Bases 192 to 2021 code for a protein of 609 amino acids. Gene Ontology annotation, molecular function: zinc ion binding; K63-linked polyubiquitin modification-dependent protein binding; protein kinase C binding.
GGCUGCAUUAGUUUCCUUCUAGCACAAGAAGUAAGUAGACAUUUCCAGAAUUCUCUCCAAAGUGACGCAACUAAAACUUUUUGGUAUAAAAGAACGCAAAAACAGUUCGAAGGAUUAGUAUCCAAAGAGGAGAAGGUGAAGUUAGAAGCCAAUUCUGAACCCAAAUAUCAAGUUAAACAAGUAAAUCAAAAAUGGCGAAUACGUUACCAUUUAAGUGUUAUCUUUUGACCAACAACGAACAAGAUAAGGAAAUUCGUCGUUUCACUCUUGAAUCAGACGUGGUGGGUAAUUUCACGUAUCUUAGGGAGAAAGUUCGCUCCGUUUACCCACAGCUACUACGUGAAAAUUUCAGCAUUUCAUAUAUUGAUGAAGAAGGAGAUAAAGUGACAGUUUCUAGCGAUGAUGAGCUGGUGGCAGCUCUUAUGUUUGCCAAGCGUGAAGGUGAUGAGCCAUUCCGUCUCAUUGUUCAACUUACUGGUGGUGUAAAACCUGAAGGUGUGUCAGCACCUAUUGGGUCACCUGGCAAUUGUGAAGGGGAAAUCCACUGGGGUGUGACUUGUGAUGGCUGCCAAGGGGCUGUCAAAGGAUUUCGCUAUAAAUGUUUCCAAUGCCCUGAUUUUGAUCUGUGCGGGAAAUGCGAGACAGCAGGACAACAUCCAGGACAUACGCUUAUUCGCGUGUCGGGAGCUAUGCCCGUGUCAUUCCAGGCAAUGAGGAACUUAUUGAAUGGAGGGACUGAGGUUCCACAUUGGCGUCGGAAGCAUCAUGGACGUUUUCACCAUCAACAAGGCCAUCACGGCUGGAACGCCUGUUCCCCAUCUGGGGCCUAUGCUGAAGUCAAUCCCCCAACCGCAGGUUGCAAUAAAGGUGCGAACAAACCCGAUGCGAAGCCGCACUGUCUAUACAAAUUUUACAUGGACCAGGCGAAAGAGACUGCCUCAACUUUUCAGGCUAACCACCCCGAAUACCUUGCGGGUUUGGGCAGCACGAUUGCGUCCGUCAUAGAAGGACUCGGACUAGGGCUUGGCGCUGUUAGUGGUGGAUCAUGCCCUCGUACAACUUCGCAGAAGCCAGAAACAAAGAAAGAAAAUAUUGGCAAAGAGGAGGCCAAACCCGAAGCGAAGAAUAACAAAACAGAAGCAAAGAAAGAAGUUAUUAUUCCCGUCACUGUAGAGAGGGAUGAGUUGCCUGCCAGUGCGUCCAUUGUGAACCCUUAUGCUCAGUUAGUUGACGCUCUUGCGGUCGCGAGAGCUGUUGAAAUGAGCAACCUGGCAGCCGGCGCUGCUGCCGCCGCCCAAGAAAAGGCAAACGCUGAAACUUCUGCUCCUAAAGUAAAUUUUCAGUUUGGCAUGACUUCACAGACGGGAAUGACAGCUCAGGCACCGCCUCAAGCUGUCGCUGAGGCUGUAGCAGAAGCAGUCGCACAGGCCCCUACCCAGGCUGUCGCUGAAGCUGUUGCUGAAGCUGCUGCAGAAGCAGUCGCACAGGCCCCUCCUCAAGCUGUCGCCGAGGCUGUUGCUGAGGCUGCUGCUUCGGCCCCUCCUCAGGCUGUCGCGGAUGCUGUUGCUAAAGCCGUUGCUGAGGCCGCUAGUGCUCUUCAGACUGCCAGUGCUCAAGCUAUGGCUGAGGCUACCACUGUUGCCGAAAGAGAUCCUUUUAUUCCAAAGCAAAACGAAGAAAUGGCAGCGAGUGUGAAGCCUCGCUCUCCGCGUGGUGAUUCCGGGGACUGGACCAUCGUAGAUCAUGGAACCGAAAACCCUAGCAGCGUUACAGCAACAUCUGUAGAGCCUGCCCCCCAAAGCGAGGGUGCUCGUCCAAAAAAUCUACCACAGAAGCCAGUUGAGGAGAAUGUUUCUAGUCAUCCAGAUCCUUUCAUAUGCGCUGCUCUGGAGACCAUGCUGGCAAUGGGAUUUACCAACGAAGGAGGUUGGCUUGCCCAGCUGUUGGAAGUCAAAGGGGGAGACAUAGGGAAAACCCUAGACGUCCUACAGUCACAAUUUCAGCGCAGGCAGCAGUUUUAAGAAAAUUCGUGAAUUCACAAUCCGUAGCUUCUAGGAAGUUUUGAAGCUUGACGGAUGCAUUCAUCGUUUUGCUUUUCGCUACUACAGUUUAUACGACAUUAUAAUCACAUAUCGUUAAUCGUGGAAUUCAGACUCUUUCGCAUUAUUUUUACCUUUGUAUCCUAUUUAGUUUAGUUCUUCUUCAUUGGUGAUUGUAACUCGGAGUACUUAGCAAAUGGUAUCUAGAAAUACACGUAUUUCGACCGCGAA